Molecule: messenger RNA, 1063 nt
Organism: Cladocopium goreaui
Lineage: Eukaryota; Dinophyceae; Suessiales; Symbiodiniaceae
Source: the annotation of a GenBank genome assembly
UCAAAGGCAUGUGGUUGUCAGUUCAUUCUUAGGUAGGGAUAGGUAGGGCAGGUAGGGAUUUCCGGCGCUUUCACUAGCGCCAUGAAACCAAACAAACAUAGCCGCGGCGUCGGAUCUUUGAGCUGCUUUAAGCAGAUCAUUUUCCCAAUGGAGCCUGCACCCAUGAAGUCAACCGUUCAAGCUGACUUCAUUCACCAUGCACACUUUGAACCAACCAAGAUGGCGGUGAAGGAUACGUCUUCCAUUUUGACCAAGGAUCAGGUAGAGGGAACAUUUCAGGGUCUCACCUGCUAUUUGGAAGAUUACGCAAAGAAGUCAAAUAUGUGCCGCUCAACACCCUCGAGAACCACCGCUGCCCCUGUCUAUUCCCGACAUUUCCUGCAACAUGCAGGAAGCGUGGCACAAUGUGACAAAUUUGCCACAACUUAUGGCGAGCACUUUGCCCGUCGUGAGCCCGACGGUGACAGCAAGGGGCGUACCCUUGACAGCCAUUCCUCGUCUCUAGGACCCAGGUGCAAACGCUUCGAAGGGCAAACAAGCUAUGCUCGAGAGUUCAACAAACCUGAGAUCAUUGUCUCAGAAGCUACCAGAACAGGUGGUGACAAUCAGUCUACCCUGACAGAUGCUGCAAGAGCUUGCAUCUUUGACAGCCAAAGUAUCUACCAGGAGUCCUUCCUGAAACAUAGGGUGCCAGGAAAGCAAGAAAAUCUCAAGCCCCUGGGGGCACUGCAUGGAGGACAGGCCUUUAGUGGCGCAUCUGAGUACAAGACAGUCUUCACCACCUGGCCACGCCUCGAAAAAUGGAGAUAUUGAUGCGCAAUCCCAAUGUGGCGAUGGUGACACAGCAGACUAGACCCUGCGUUCACAAAACUUCUUACACCUGUUCGUCAAAGCCGAAAGACAUCGGAAGGCUCCAGGGGCCCGCAGGCAUAGCUCAACAGCUCAGCUGAACAACUAGGCGGCGGACAGACCGCCUCAGCAAUGCGAUGAAAAUGCAAUGCCCUUCGUCUCGGUGAAGGCUAGUCGAGUGCUUUACCAGAAGGCCUAAAAGUCAGCGGAAAAA